Messenger RNA from Ziziphus jujuba (common jujube), 1610 nucleotides. RefSeq names its product transcription factor TCP19. The transcript is spliced from 2 exons. The record is from RefSeq and is a predicted model, not a curated record. Lineage: Eukaryota; Viridiplantae; Streptophyta; Magnoliopsida; Rosales; Rhamnaceae. Gene Ontology annotation, molecular function: sequence-specific DNA binding; DNA-binding transcription factor activity. Gene Ontology annotation, cellular component: nucleus. The coding region runs from base 269 to 1465 and encodes 398 amino acids.
CCCUCAGUCACCUUGGUAGGGCACUCAAAAGAGGAUAAGUGGGGCUUCUGCAUUUUUUCUUUCUAGGGAAUACUCUGCUCAGUUACGCGGAUUGGUUUCUUGCUUCUCAAUCUUCUUAAAAACACUGUCUUUUUCAUACUCGUUUGUGUCUGAUUCUUCAUGGGUUUUGCUUAGAUAUUUCUGGGUCUUCAACAACUCUUCCGGAUUUUUUGUAAUUUUUCUUCUUUUUUUUUUUUUUUUUUUGGUUUGGGUUUAUUCGGGGUUUCUUAUGGAAGGAAAUCAAACACAGAGCAUUGAAGAAAACGAAGAGAACAUCAAGGUCAAUAACAUAGAGCAUAACGACGACAACAAUAUCAUCGAAAACUCGGCUUCUGAAUCAGAGCUACCACCACCACCGCAGUCAGAUUACAUGGCGGUCGAAGCGGCGGCGAACCCAUCACCGGCGGUUCCAUUGAAAGAAGAAGAGCUGACUGAUACAGAGCAAGAACUAGACGACGAGUCUCUUCCUAUGGACCUUGAUCAGGUACCGAUGUCGAUGUCGGCGGUGACUGGAGCUCCAUCAACGAGAACGGUCGUGGCGGCGAAGAGGCCGUCAAGGGACCGUCACACGAAGGUCGAAGGCCGUGGAAGGAGGAUACGAAUGCCGGCGACUUGCGCAGCCAGAAUAUUCCAAUUGACCCGAGAGUUAGGUCUCAAAUCGGACGGCGAGACCAUACGGUGGCUACUGGAGCACUCCGAGCCGGCAAUCAUCGAAGCCACGGGUACGGGAACUGUACCGGCUAUUGCAGUCUCGGUAGGUGGGACGCUAAAAAUUCCCACAACUUCACCGGCAAGACCAAACGGAGAAAUCGCUGAAAUCCCAAGGAAAAGGAGGAAAAGAGCGUCGAACAGCGAGUUUAUCGACAUGAACGAUCAGGUCGAUCAGGCUUCUAUUUCCUCUGGGCUCGCUCCCAUUGCACCAAUGGGUUAUGGUCCUGGUGGUGGUGGUGGAGCACAAGGGCUGGUUCCAUUGUGGCAAGUGGGGGCGACUGGUCCUGCGGGGCCUUUCCUCAUGUUCCCAAACACUGGGGCUGGUGCUGGGGCUCUUCAAAUUCCAAACCAGCCACAAAUUUGGGCAAUCCCAACUGCGGCUGGAACACCGAUUUUCAGUGUCCAAACAAGACCCAUUUCCAAUUUUGUCACGGCUAUGCAGCCUCAUUCCGCUCAACUCGGCGAUGUGCAAGCCUCGUCCGGUUCGAUUUCGAGCGGUGCGGCGACUUCGGGGUCUGGUGGAAGUUGUUCUUUGACAAUGGGACCCAGUUUGAGCUCAGGAACGACAAGUAACAGUGUUGGGAGUAGUGGUACUGGUUCUACAACGACAACGACUCAGAUGCUCAGGGAUUUCUCUUUGGAGAUUUAUGAUAAGAAAGAGCUUCCAUUCUUGGGUCGGCCAGCAAAUUCGCAUACACAAUCUUCAAAACCUUGAAGAGCCAUCUUCUUUUUCUUUUUUUCAAGCUACAAAGUUAUUGUAUUAGGAUGCUAGGAUUUUAGAUGUUUUAUUUUGUUUUUUAAGUAAUCAUUUUAGGCCUUUUUGGUAAGAAAAAAAUGCACAAAGUAAGAAGUUUAUUUUU